UUUCUCUAUCUCUCUUACUUUCUCGCUCUAGCCUCCGCCACUUCACAACAAAACUCAUUUUCAUCCCACCUCCACUCCGCUCCACUAAUAAUAGUGGUAUAUGCUGCUGCUGUCAACAAUCACUCUCUCUAGGGUUUCCGGAUUCUGAAUGAAGCUUCUUUUCUUUUUCUUAUUUUUCUUUAAAGUUUUAGUUUCAUGAUUGCUCGCCGACAAUGAGAUGUUUUAUGUGAUUCGGAUUCGGAUAUUCCGCGAUCUUCUCUUUGAUCCGAUUCACUGUUCGGUUGUUUUCAACCAUUCGAUCUGUUGAUUUUGUGUGAUGUUGUGUGUUUGAUUAUUGAUCGAGUGAAGUUGUGAGAUUCUUUUGUUUGUGAAUAUGGAUGUGGAUCUGCAUCUCGUGGUGCUUUUUCCGGCUCGACGAGUCGGCUACUCUUGAGUAUCCAGUUUUGAGAUCAAGACAUCUGCUUUAAAUGUUAUGCAAUACUUUCUUGAGGUCUGUAAGUCUUUGGGCGGGGCACAUUGGGAGAUACACUGAGAUCACGCAGUUUAGGUACAUCUCUGGAGGUUUGAAUGCCACUCGCUGCUUAACUAAUUCGUCAAGUCAUAAGCUUGGAAGAAGGGAAAAGAUGAUGGUAGAUUCUGGUACAGCUGCUAAAGGUUCUAUGAUUGAUCUUUUACCUGAAAAGGAUGAUGAUGGUGGCUAUGCUAGUGGAGGAUGGAAAAGUGAAGAUGGAAGGUUAAGUUGCGGGUACUCCAGUUUUAGAGGAAAAAGGGCAAGCAUGGAGGACUUUUAUGACAUUAAGGCUUCCAAGAUUGAUGGGAAGUCAGUCUGCCUCUUUGGAAUAUUUGACGGUCAUGGUGGCUCUCGCGCUGCCGAAUUUUUGAAGGAACAUCUCUUUGAGAAUCUCAUGAAACAUCCAGAAUUUAUCUCAAACACGAAAUUGGCUAUUAGUGACACGUAUCAGCAGACUGACAGAGAUUUUCUGGAGUCUGAGAAGGACACAUUCCGGGAUGAUGGCUCAACAGCUUCAACAGCAGUUCUUGUUGGCAAUCACCUUUAUGUUGCUAAUGUUGGAGAUUCUCGAACUAUAAUAUCAAAGGCAGGGAAAGCAAUUGCACUCUCGGAAGAUCACAAACCAAAUAGAAGUGAUGAGAGGAAGAGAAUUGAAAGUGCCGGGGGUGUUGUGAUGUGGGCAGGCACUUGGAGGGUUGGAGGUGUGUUGGCCAUGUCUCGUGCUUUUGGCAAUCGCAUGCUGAAGCAAUUUGUUGUGGCUGAACCUGAGAUUCAGGAACAGGAGGUUGACCAUGACCUUGAAUUGCUUGUGCUUGCAAGUGAUGGACUUUGGGAUGUCGUACCUAAUGAGGAUGCUGUUUUGAUAGCGGAAACAGAAGAAGAGCCGGAAGCUGCUGCUCGGAAGUUGACAGAGACUGCUUUCAGUCGUGGCAGUGCAGACAAUAUCACCUGCAUCGUCGUCAAGUUCCACCACGACAAAGUCAAUCCUGAGCGAACCCACCAACAUCUUGAAGUCGAACCCCAACCAAACGAAACACACAAAGAAGAUUCCAAAACAGACCCUAAGCCUGAGGAAUCCCAGGAAACUCCAAAACCAGAAUCCGAGGAAACCCGACAAAGUUGAUGAAUUCUCUCUGACGCCUGAAAUUGCAUUAUUCCCAGAUGCAAAAUCGCUGUCUGAGGCAUGUCGGGCGAGGGGGGUCGAUUGGUGAUUUGUUCAUUCAUUGGUUUGGUUCUUGUAUUCUUGGCUUGUAAUUUUAUCUUGGCGGUGUAUUUGUAAGUUGAUGCUCAUUAAAGGUGUUUUUCAUGGUAAAGAAUUUGAAAGGGGUGGUGUAGUUUUUUAUAUCAUUGAAAUAAAGACUGGUGUUCUUGGUCUCUUUA
Molecule: messenger RNA, 1891 nt
Organism: Sesamum indicum (sesame)
Lineage: Eukaryota; Viridiplantae; Streptophyta; Magnoliopsida; Lamiales; Pedaliaceae
Product: putative protein phosphatase 2C 76
Biological process (GO): protein dephosphorylation
Molecular function (GO): cation binding; protein serine/threonine phosphatase activity
Source: RefSeq, a predicted model, not a curated record